Aureobasidium melanogenum CBS 110374 is the source of this 996-nucleotide messenger RNA. RefSeq lists its product as uncharacterized. The record is from RefSeq and is a predicted model, not a curated record. Lineage: Eukaryota; Fungi; Ascomycota; Dothideomycetes; Dothideales; Saccotheciaceae. The coding region runs from base 1 to 996 and encodes 331 amino acids. The transcript has 2 exons.
AUGGCCAGUAAUUACAAGUUCACCGAAGCAGAAUGUCAUAUGACCCACCCCGACACAUUGCUUUGUCGUAUGCUCUCAAUGACAGCAACUUUGCCUACCCCUAGCUCGCAACAUCUGCCCACUACCCAAAUCGGAAAAGGACAAUGUGGCACGAUCACUACUUUUCGCAGAGGAGAACUCGUCAAGAAAACACCGAAUUCGAUCGAAAAGAUAGCUGAGCUGCGUGGCGAGUAUUGGUCCCACCGCGAUAUUCUUGAGGCUUUCGAUUAUGCUCCAGAGGCCUUGUCAAGCAAAGCCCAGGUGAAUGACGAGCGGGAUGCCUUUUUGUCAGAAUAUGGCUAUACAUUACUCUCUGGGCGCAUAUUGCCGCUCCAUGAUCUUAUCGCAGAGGCUCUGCUGAAGUCUCUGAUACCUUCUUUUUCGGCAAAUCAGCGAGAAACAUGCCUGAGCAAUCCUACAAACAACAACUGUCUGGUACGCUUGUAUCUUGGUCGUCGAGGUGUGAGUAGGAGUAAGGUGUGGGCCGAGGACAUGAGCCUUCGCAACUUCCCCAUGCAUGUUGAUGAGAUGGAACGACUUUCUUUGCCAAUCACUGCAUACAUAACGACAAUGGCACAAUCUCUGGCUCUCAUGCACUGGAAAGUUGGUAUCGAUGCAAACGAUGUUGAAUUCGUUCUCGGUGAUUCUAUUGGAGGCGACAAAAACAGAGAUGGUCACGCUGUCUCUAUUUGGCUACUGGACUUCAAUCAGUGUCAAAGAUUCAAUCACGAUCAGGCUGGACUAAAGCAAAUUGUAGAUGGCUUUUGGUGGAAUGACCCGUAUUAUCCUCGUCCUAGUUCUUCGCAUCCACAGGAUAGAGUGUGGUGGGAUACAUUCUUGAGCAGAUAUCUAGAUGCAAGUGCUUUGUUGACGAACAGCGAGAUGCCGAGAGAGUUCAUACAGGUGGUGGAAGAAGAAGGCGAACGUCGGCGAGUGAGGCCUUCGUUCUUUGAGUAG